AUUCAAACUACAUAUUACAUGUAAUUGAUAAAAAAAUUGUUAGAUUAAAGCAACUACUGUUAUUGAAACAAAAAUUUAUGAAAUUCAUUGAAAUAAAUGGACCAAGUAAAUAUUAUAUGAGGGAACCAAUUUAUCAUGUUUUGGCAAAUAAUGAAAUGAAUUAUUUUUUCGCUUCAAAACUACGUUUAUUGGUUCUAGUAAUUUUUUCUCUCAGUGUAUACAUAUUGGUCAAAAUUGAAUGAUGUUUAUCGCGCUUCACUGCUUUUUUUUCAUAAUUGCUCAUUUCUUACUUCUCACCCAUGUUAUUAUAUACGGAUGAAUGAAGUUAAUAAAUGUUUGGAGGAAAAUUUCACAUUUAAGGGGUAUACACUAAUUAGACCGCCAAAAAAGAUACAAUAUUGUUGCAAAUUUAUUUGACCGGGAUUAAUUAUAAAUAUGGAUAUAAAAAGUGUUAGGCCUAAAAAAUAUGCUCAUAAAGUACUGAAAAAAUUUUCUUCCCCAUCUAUUUUACUCACUUGUCGUACAGAAAAAUUGGGGGAGAAGCAGACAGUCCCAAACAAAAAAGAUGGGUCUGCGCUAUUGAUAACAUUUCUGGAAUAUGGAUGAUCGGAGAAAAAAAAAUAAUUUCUCUCAGAUUGAAUAGGUAAAUUGCUAUAGCGCGUAUCGUACGAUCUUUGAUUUUUCCCAAAAAUGACAAAAUGGCAGCCGUUUUUCCAAAAACUACGGAAAAGCCCGUUUUUCGUCAAAAAAAUAGUUCCGCUCGAAAUUUCACAAUUCGUAUGAUAUGCGCUAUAGUUUUAGUCAUGAAUAACGUGUGGUAAAAUUUUGGCAAGGAUCGGUCGAAUAGUUUCGGAGAUUUCAUCAACAAGUCGUCGAAAAACAUAAUUUUUAGAGAGACGCGUUUAAACAAAGGUAACGGUACCGCAGUGGGCGGUUCAUACUAGCGUGCUCGGACAGCCAAGUAAACGUCGCUCAAAAGUACACUUGGACUGCUCGAAUCUUUAUAAAAUUUUAGUAUGAUACUUUUGAAUAUGCACGCUUUCGAAAAAUGCUAUUAAUAGAAAAACAGAUUUUUUGGAAAUUCUAAUUAUAGGGUAGACCACCCCUUAAUUUCGAAUCGGACACGACGCUUCGAGCGACGGGGAGCAAAUGCUCGCGUAACUACAUUUUUUUUACCCGUACGACGUCACUUCGUUCAAAUUUAUUCGCAAACGUGAAUUGGAUAAAAACCAAAAAAAAUCAAAAGAAUGAAACAAAAAGGUGUAUCGCAACGAUCUGACAGUUUGUGAUGAGUUUUCCGUUGAAAAGUAAUCAUAAAAAUCGUUCGUAAAUACCGAUUCCCCGGAACUAUAUUGCUUUUACGCGCGAAAAAUAUUUAAUUGAUCGAGAUCGUUGCCUAAUGAUUUAUCAAACUAUUUUCGUGAUUGCCCCUACAUCUCAAAUUACAAUGUUAUUCAACACACUUGCAAAUAUCGAUGAAACGAAAUACGCGAUGCAUCGUAACGAUUGGAACAACGAUCGCGUUCGUCGGUACAAAUAAAAAUGCGUGUACGAAAGAGGCAGGAAUUAUAUCGGAUUCGCGAGGCAGAUCCGACGCUUCGAACGACCGGUGGUAGUAGCAGCAGCAAAUGUUAUUACGUUCAAGUUUGCAACGUUCGAGUCUAACGAAAUGGUCCAAGUGACCCUUCAAUAAUUUCAGUUAUUCUGCAAUAUCGUUUCCUGCCAAAUUUGCAAUUCGUAGUUUUUCUCAAUCUACACCGAUGCUUCGUGAAAUAAAAAAUUGGCGAAUUACAAAUGUAUUUUCUUUCAUUUCGUUGGACUCCAACCUUGUAAACUUCAGCGUCGUCAAAUGCUCGCGUUACUACAUUUUUUUAACCGUACGACGUCACUGCGCCACAAUUUAUCUACUCGCCACAAUAUUGUUGAGAAAAAAAUAUGAUACGAUGGCAAUAAUUGAAGAAUGAGUUUUGACGCAUUGAAAUGAUAAUUGAAAUGAUAAAAAUACAUAUCUUUGCUGGUUUUUAUUUCUCGCAACGUCUCUGCUUGAUUCGAUCGAUGAUGCAAGAGCUUCGACCUCACCGACUGAAUACGUGAUCUACGCUGGAGACGUUCGUCUUGUAAGCAUUGGUAGCUCUUUUGUAACGGUGCUGGUCAACGUGCUGCUGGAAUUGGACUCGUCGCCACCGACACAGCUGAAUUCCGCCGCGGCGGGCGAUGCUGAUGAAUCCACAUUCGUCUUUCAAGUGAAAACAUCAAAAGCAUGGCUCCGCCAAUUAAGAGGGAGGAAAAAUUCAUUUUGACCGUCUCCGACAAUAAAAUAACGUUGGAGCCUUUGGAUUAUUGUCAUGAAACUACGCCUAACGAACAACAAGCGAACCGGUCUUUGCGCAGCGUGCAGACAUUAACCUGGACCGGUAACGUGGAGGUUCUGCUGAGGAACAACAACGUGUCGGCGAUGACUGUCAACGCUGAGGAAAUCCAAAGGAUGAUGAGCACGAUAGAGUCGCGGCUCUCCAUCCAAGGCGCCGACCCUCUUCGCAACGAUGCUACCGCAGUUUCAAAUAGCAACGCUGAAAAUAUCGACGAUGUAUUGGCUAUUGUCAGCGACAAGGAUGAAACAAUCGAAUCGUUAUUGAACGUGGAACGCAUAAACGAGAACCGGCGCGGUGCGAUUCCUAUGGAAAUAAGAGAGAAGGUUCAUAAAAUUUCACGGAUGAAUAUACCGGCCACCGCGGUAAAGAUUCAACAUAAAAGUAAUCCCGGUCUUACAAGUGAAAUUGCGAUUACGCAUGCAUCUUUAAAGAAGACGACGACGACGACCGCGACGACCGCAACGACCGCAACGACCGCAACUGAAACAUUAAAGAAUACGGGGGCGAUACCCAAGCAGACAACGACGAGAACCCAAGCUCGAACGUUGCCGGAGCAGAAAGGGGCAAUUUCUGGCGAUAAGCCAGUGAAAUGGACGAUGGGCUCGUACGAAGAUAUUGCAGGAUGUAUGGAGCCGUACAAGAUGAUACCCGAACAGAAGAAAACAAAUUUAAAUCAAAGUGGCCAUCCCCGGGGAAGAACAAAGAACGUCGUACGCCAACGAUGCCCGAGUCCAAAAGUUCUUGGCAACGAAAAAAACGAUGACGAAGACGGUUUGAGCGACGGUACUUACGAGGAUGAAUGUCGACGCCGAUAUGUGAGAGGAUUCGGCAGUCGUUACGGGAGAAACAGGAAGCGGAUGUUAUCGAGCAAACGUUACACAUUUGCGGAAAUACAGGCCCAACAUGAAGAUGCGUUGGAUCGAUUCAACGCCGUGAUGAAACUAGUGCAGCGUGCCAGCGGUGUGAAACCUCCCGAGCCCAUGAACGACGAUACAAACAAACUAAUUAAAGGUGUGGGGAACUAUGCCAGGAUUUACGGCUUGAACGCUCGUCCGACACGGUACGGGGCAUUCCCCGUGUAUCAAAGAUUUUAUAUCAGCGAUAACGAUGCCAGAGUUCUUACGGAGGGGAUCAAAAAUAUGGAAGAUCCGGCGGUGCUGAGCCUGUUGAAGAAGUUCUUGGAAAGACCGUAUCCGCCCGAGGAAUACAAAAACACCUGUUUCAAUUGCGGACAAAAGGGACACAAGCGCGGCGAUUGUUUCGAGCCAACGGCCCCGUUUCGUAUGUGCUACAAUUGCGGUGAGCGUGGUUAUACCCUCAGAACGUGCUUCCGAUGCUCCAUGUGGUGGAUAGCCACGGGCGGCAGAACGACCGCUGAAACGCGUGAUCCCAAACACUGCUUGCAACAGGUGUUGAAAUAUUUCAUUGAUGCCGCGAAUAAGAACGAACAAGACACUGAUAAUUAAUUUGUUUUUGCUCUUUCGAAUAUUAUCGCUGUAAUACAUGCUUUUUCUAUUCCUUUUACUAAUUAUUACUAUUAUUAUUAUUUUUCCCCAAAAACGGUCUUCGCAUAUAUGCGUAUUAUUUCACAGACACACUCGGACAUUUUUCGAAAAAAUUAAUCCCGGUCUUAAAACUUUCCCAUUUUUGUAUACAACUUUUUUGCGCUGUUCGUCAUAAUAAAAUUUUCAUUUACGUGUGUCUGAUGAAUAAAAAAAUGUAUAACAUUUUGUACAAAAUUAAAACAAUGACACACGAUUCGUCGUUGCGCGAUUGUUGAAUAAAAAAAAAGCACAUUAAUUCCGUAAAACAAAUGGACUU
Messenger RNA from Venturia canescens, 4193 nucleotides. RefSeq lists its product as uncharacterized. The record is from RefSeq and is a predicted model, not a curated record. The coding region runs from base 2261 to 3838 and encodes 525 amino acids. Lineage: Eukaryota; Metazoa; Arthropoda; Insecta; Hymenoptera; Ichneumonidae. The transcript has 9 exons. Gene Ontology annotation, molecular function: nucleic acid binding; zinc ion binding.